AUGCGUAUUGGUCAAAUUAUAGCUGUUAGGGGGUGUAAUCACCCAUUAAUUGGGUAUAAAUUGUCACGUUUACAUGGAAUUUCUAUUAAAUUUGUCACACAAAAUCAUUAUUCACGUACUUAUGACGCAAAACCGUUUUGUGUUAGACAUUUUGGUAGUUCGAAUUCAAAAUUCCCCCCUCUUUUCGGGUGUAAGCCAAAAAUUUGCAUCUCAAAGAAGCUAGGAGUAUUUCUGUUUGGUUCUGCAUCGCUAUAUAUUGCCUAUAAUAUAGUCAACGAAUGUCUGUGUGAAAGCUCAUCCGAAAAUUGUAAGAACGGCAGUUGUACCGUGGGGGAAACCAAACGUAUAUUAGUAGGGAAGGUGAAUGAAUUUGAUAAUGGUGGAAUCUAUGAGAUAAAGACGGGCGACACUGGUGAAAAGGUGUUGCUCCACAACAUAAAGGGGAAGUUUUACUGUACCGGCGCCUACUGCCCUCACUUUUCCGCAGAAUUUACACAAGGAAUUUGUACUGAUGAACUGCUAGUAUGCCCAUGGCACAAUGCCAAGUUUAAAAUUAGUACAGGAGAAUGUAUUAGUGGGCCAAUAUUAGAUGACGUGCCAACAUAUCCUGUGGAAAUAGUUGAAGACCAAUUAUACAUUAGGGUGCCUAAAAAUACGGGUUCAGGUAAUGGUAAUAGUGCUGUAAAAAAAAAAUGUAAUCCUAGCGUUGGUGAAAAUAGUACUUUUGUGAUCAUUGGUGGAGGGGCAGCUGCACAUAGCGCGGCUGAGACCCUUCGGGAUGAAGGAUUUUCUGGCACAAUAAAAAUGUACUCAGCUGAUGCUUAUGAACCUUACUACCGGCCCGCACUAUCCAAGUCAAUAAAAACGAGUGACCCAAAAAAGUUGCACCAAGAACAUAUAUUAAAAGACCCCGGGUUUUAUAAUGCCAGAAAAAUUGAAUUCUAUCCUAAUACUCCCGUGAAACACGUGGACAGUACGACUAAAAAAAUAAUUCUUAGCAACGGUACCGCCGUCCCGUUUGAUAAAGUUUUAAUUGCCACGGGUAUGGAGGCGGCUAAUUUGAAAAUACAAUCACGUAGCUCCGCAAACAAUAUUUUAACGCUACGAGGAUUAAAAGAUGUUGAAAACAUUUCCAAAUUCGCAAAAAAAGGAAAAAGGAUUGUAAUUGUUGGUGCUAAUUUUAUCGGAUCAGAGCUAGCAUCGUCACUGAUAAAUAGCGGUGCCCAUGUAACGGUUAUUACGGAUAUGGAGUAUCCCAUGGAAAAUGUUUUUGGUCGUCGCGUAGGUAGUGCAAUUUUGACGUUAUUUGAUCAGAACAAUGUCAAGUUUAUUGCCAAAUCACUAGUAAAAAACUAUCAUCUUAAUGGAAAUUCAUGCAACGCAGUAGAACUGAAUAGUGGCCAAAAAGUGGCUGCUGAUUGUGUAAUUGAAGGAGUGGGUUCUAUUCCAAAUAGGCCUUCGAUUGAUGGCAAUAACAAGGGAUUCAUCCGUGUAGAUUCAUUACAGAGAGUAAAUGGCAACCCAGAUGUAUAUGCCGCAGGUGACGUCGUUGAGUUUCCCUACUUUGUCACCGGUGAUUACAUUAACGUGCAACAUUGGAAUGUGGCCAUGCAGCAGGGUAGGGUUGCUGCAAUAAAUAUGUUGGGGAGGGUAACAACUAAUACUCAAAUACCAUUUUUCUGGAGCACUAUCUUUAGGAAAAAUUUGAGGUAUAGUGGUUUUGUGAAGGAUUUUGACGAUGUAAUUAUUGAAGGUAGUGUCAAGGAUUUGAAAUUUGUUGCGUACUAUGUCAAGGACCAGAAGGUAUUGGCCACCCUUGCAGUUGGCAAUGAUGAAUUUGGAGCAGCCGCUUCGGAAGCUAUCAAGCAUGGCCUAAUGCCCACAAAGGCUGAGCUGAUGCUGGGAGCAAAGAACUCGAGGGACGUGAUACAAACCUUACAAAAUAGGAGGAAAUGA
Messenger RNA from Babesia microti strain RI, 1956 nucleotides. Its product is annotated as Apoptosis-inducing factor 3. NCBI's taxonomy places the organism in Eukaryota, Apicomplexa, Aconoidasida, Piroplasmida, Babesiidae. Gene Ontology annotation, molecular function: oxidoreductase activity, acting on NAD(P)H; flavin adenine dinucleotide binding; 2 iron, 2 sulfur cluster binding. The record is from RefSeq and is a predicted model, not a curated record. The transcript is spliced from 13 exons. Bases 1 to 1956 code for a protein of 651 amino acids. Gene Ontology annotation, cellular component: cytoplasm.